Molecule: messenger RNA, 1206 nt
Organism: Drosophila hydei
Lineage: Eukaryota; Metazoa; Arthropoda; Insecta; Diptera; Drosophilidae
Product: cathepsin L1
Exons: 5
Coding region: 34-1041 (335 amino acids)
Cellular component (GO): lysosome
Molecular function (GO): cysteine-type endopeptidase activity
Source: RefSeq, a predicted model, not a curated record
AAUAUUUAAAAACUCAUUUGCUCGAUUGCAGCAAUGCGACUCGCUCUGGUUUCAUUAUUGUAUUUCAUCUUUGCUGGCAAUUUGGUACUGUGCCAACAAAAUGAUUCAAGCCAAAUCUAUGGAGAGCAGUUCGAGAAAUUUAAGAAAGUCAACAACAAAAGCUACAUACGUCCCUAUGAUGAGCUGCGAAGCUAUAAGGCCUACGAGGAAAACCAUCAAAUUGUCAACGAGCACAACAAAGAUUAUGAUUCAGGCAAAAGCAGCUUUCGACUAACAACAAAUACAAUGGCAGAUAUGAGUACUGAUUCGUAUCUUAAGGGCUUCUUGCGUUUACUAAGAAGUCCACUGAUAUCGCCAUCAGAUAAUAUGGCCGAUAUAGUUGGAUCGGCGCUAAUGGACAAUGUGCCAGACAGUUUGGAUUGGCGUAAAAAGGGUUUCGUGACACCAUCGUAUAAUCAACAGAGCUGUGGCUCAUGUUACGCCUUCAGCAUUGCCCAAAGCAUUGAGGGUCAAGUUUUCAAGCGGACCGGCAGAAUCCUACCUCUAAGUGAACAGCAAAUCGUCGAUUGCAGCAUAUCGCAUGGCAAUCAGGGUUGCACAGGCGGCUCGCUGCGAAACACACUUCGAUAUCUACAAGCUACUGGAGGUCUAAUGAGAUCCGUUGACUACAAGUAUGCCUCGAAGAAAGGGGCUUGUCAGUUCGUCAGCGAAUUGGCCGUGGUCAACGUCACCUCGUGGGCCAUUUUGCCGGCAAAUGAUGAAAAGGCAAUUCAAGCAGCGGUGGCGCAUAUUGGUCCAGUGGCAGUUUCAAUCAAUGCGACCCCAAAAACUUUUCAAUUGUAUAGCGACGGAAUCUACGAUGAUGUCACGUGCACUUCGAGUUCGGUUAAUCAUGCGAUGCUACUGAUUGGAUAUGAAAAAGAUUAUUGGAUACUUAAGAAUUGGUGGGGAGAAAUGUGGGGAGAAUCUGGCUACAUGAGAAUACGUAAGGGCAUCAAUCUAUGUGGGAUUGCCAAUUAUGCAGCGUAUGCAAUAGUUUAACCCACGUGCUAUGCACGCCCACAGAUAUCGAGAGAGAUAUGAGAGAGAUAUCGAGCAAAAUGAGUUAUACAUGUAUUAAUAAGUACACCAUGUCAAGCAAACAAGUUCAUGAAUAAAAUAACAUUGCAUGUCCAACAUACAUACAAGCAUACAUCAGCCACGUAU